CUACGUGAACGCUCAAUUCUGUAGAAAGUAGAUUAUGCUCCCGCUAAGGGGCAACCGUGUUCAGUAUCCACCCACGUGAUAUGACGUAGGCUCCAACAUUCAGGUCACCUUCUCACCAUAGCAUUCCCAAGCAACUCUUACUCUUCCACUUCACCCACUCGCUACCGCUACAAAAUGCCGCCUAUACGCACCUUCAACUCAGCGCCUAUAAACCCUAACUCGGCCGCUGAUGGCAGUACCAGCAGCGACACCGACGCAUCCCAGGCUCAGCAGGACAACUCCACACCAGCUCCAACCCUAACCGCCUCUACAACUACAACUGCAGCACCCUCGCUUUAUCCCCCAGCCAAACCCGGCGCCGCAGCCCCUGCACCAACCGCGCCACCAUCAACAUCAUCAUCGGCUACUACUGCUCCUCCUGCUGGAGGAUUUACACCUACCCGCACCUAUCCAGCUGCACCGCAACCAGUCUCUCGCCCCCUUCCCCCCGGCUCUGCGCCUGUCACACCCAACAAACCAUUCGCCGUUCCUCCGCCGCCCAAAUCAGGCGAAAAGCUUCAACCAGCAUCAUACUACGCACGACAACCGACAACGCAGCCGACAGCGACGAGGACAGGGAUGGGGAUGACUCCUGCUACACCAAACUCCACCUCAACGCCGUACUUCUCAACGUAUCAACCACCCGGCACCAACAUAUCAAACCCCACGACAGGAGCGGCGGGUAGGGGGCUUACCUACAACGAGAGCAACGGCGAAGAGUCUAUAUUCGGAGAGUCCGGGGCGAAUAUCCUCGGUACAGCGAAAUCGUGGAUGGCCAGCGCGGGGACCAAGUUGGCUGAGGCGGAGGCGGAGGUGUGGAAGAUUGUUAAUUCGAAGUCGUAGACAUGCAUUUACGUAUAAUACAUCAAUCAUGCAGAGCAUUGAUCGGGAUUGGAAAGGAGUUUGGGUGGAAUUUAUCGUUACGGUUAGGGGGGUGGAUUGUUGGGUAGUGGUUAUUGUUGGGCGGUUAUAAUAUAUAUAUAUAUAGUAAGGAUUGAUUAUGCAAAUUGUCAACU
Messenger RNA from Talaromyces proteolyticus, 1055 nucleotides. RefSeq lists its product as uncharacterized. NCBI's taxonomy places the organism in Eukaryota, Fungi, Ascomycota, Eurotiomycetes, Eurotiales, Trichocomaceae. The record is from RefSeq and is a predicted model, not a curated record. The transcript has a single exon. The coding region runs from base 175 to 882 and encodes 235 amino acids.